GCCCCGCGCCCGCCCCGACCCGCCGGACCCGCCCCGCCCGCCCGCUCCGCCAUGAGCGCGGCCUGAGCCCGCCGCCAGCCCGCCCCAGGCGCCGCGGGCCGCUCCGCCAAGAUGGCGUGUGUGCUGGAGGCGCCGCUCCGCAUGAGCGUCCUGUCGGAGGUCACAGCCAGCAGCCGCCACUAUGUCGACAGAUUGUUUGACCUCGACCCCCAGAAAGUCCUGCAAGGUGUCAUAGAUAUGAAAAAUGCUGUAAUUGGAAACAACAAACAAAAAGCCAACUUGAUUGUUUUGGGAGCAGUUCCAAGGUUGCUGUACUUACUUCAGCAGGAGAGCUCGAGCACGGAGCUGAGGACGGAGUGCGCCGUGGUCCUGGGCAGCCUUGCCAUGGGCACAGAGAACAAUGUCAAAUCCCUCCUAGACUGCCAUAUUAUCCCAGCCUUACUGCAAGGAUUGCUGUCCCCAGAUUUGAAGUUUAUCGAAGCUUGCCUGCGAUGCCUCCGGACCAUCUUCAUCAGUCCCGUGACUCCAGAGGAUCUGCUGUACACAGAUGCUACAGUGAUCUCCCACCUCAUGGCACUGCUCAGUAGGUCUCGAUACACACAAGAGUACAUAUGUCAGAUCUUCUCACACUGCUGCAAACUCCAACACUGGCAUAGCUGCGGCUUUAAAUCAUUGCCUCAGCCACUUCUGUGUGCCAAUGGUCCAGAUCACCAGACAAUCUUAUUUAACCAUGGAGCUGUUCAGAGUAUUGCACAUCUCUUGGUCUCUGCCUCCUACAAAGUCCGAAUGCAGGCACUGAAAUGCUUCUCAGUUCUGGCCUUUGAGAACCCCCAGGUCUCCAUGACUCUGGUAAAUGUGUCAGUGGAUGGAGAAUUGUUACCACAGAUUUUUGUGAAGAUGUUACAAAGGGACAAGCCCAUUGAAAUGCAGCUCACGUCAGCCAAAUGCCUUACUUCCAUGUGCAGAGCUGGAGCAAUACGGACAGACGAUCCCUGCAUCGUCCUCAAGACUCUGCCGUGCUUGGUUCGAAUGUGCAGUAAGGAGAGGUUGCUGGAGGAGCGGGUGGAGGGGGCAGAAACCUUGGCCUACCUGAUCGAGACCGACGUGGAGCUGCAGCGCAUCGCCAGCAUCACCGACCACCUCAUCGUCAUGCUGGCCGACUACUUCAAGUACCCCAGCUCCGUCAGCGCCAUCACCGACAUCAAGAGGCUGGACCACGACCUGAAGCACGCCCACGAGCUGCGCCAGGCCGCCUUCAAGCUCUACGCGUCCCUGGGGGCCAACGACGAGGACAUCCGCAAAAAGAUCAUCGAGACUGAGAACAUGAUGGACCGUAUCGUGAACGGCCUGUCCGAGUCGAGCAUCAAGGUGCGCUUGGCUGCAGUCAGAUGUUUGCACAGUUUGUCCCGUUCUGUACAGCAGCUCAGGACAAGUUUUCAGGAUCAUGCUGUAUGGAAGCCUUUAAUGAAGGUUUUACAGAAUGCUCCAAAUGAAAUUCUCGUAGUAGCAUCUUCCACGCUAUGCAAUCUUCUUCUGGAAUUCUCUCCAAGCAAGGAGCCUAUUUUAGAAUCAGGAGCCAUAGAACUUCUAUGUAGUUUAACACAGAGUGAGAAUCUUGCCUUGCGAGUGAACGGCAUUUGGGCUUUAAUGAACAUGGCUUUUCAAGCGGAACAGAAGAUCAAGUCGGACAUCCUGCGAGGGCUGAGCACGGAGCAGCUCUUCCAGCUGCUCUCUGACUCCGACGUAAAUGUGCUGAUGAAGACGCUGGGGCUGCUCAGGAAUCUGCUCUCCACUCGCCCACACAUAGACCAUAUAAUGAGCACUCAUGGGAAGCAAAUCAUGCAAGCAGUGACCCUCAUUCUGGAAGGGGAGCACAAUAUAGAAGUCAAAGAGCAGACAUUAUGUAUCCUUGCCAAUAUAGCAGAUGGCACGACAGCAAAAGAACUGAUUAUGACCAAUGAUGACAUCCUGCAGAAAAUCAAAUACUACAUGAGUCAUUCAAAUGCUAAACUUCAGCUUGCUGCCAUGUUCUGUAUAUCUAAUCUCAUAUGGAAUGAAGAGGAAGGUUCACAGGAACGCCAGGAUAAACUCCGAGACAUGGGAAUAGUGGAUAUUCUACAUAAACUGAGUCAGUCAUCAGAUCCAAAUCUGUGUGACAAGGCGAAGACAGCACUCCAGCAGUACCUUGCAUGAUCAAAGACUAAUUGAAUCCAUGGACACCCCUCAUGUCUCCUUAAGGAACAGCAGGAGAUACUCCUGACUCCUUAUAUUUGCACAAGUCACCUUGGGCUGCAUUUUUCUCAGGUGCAGGGAGCUGCUUUGCAGAAACAGUUCAAAUGAUCAGGUCUCCAGUGCACUUGAGAACUUUCUUGAGGUAGUUUCUUUACUCAGAGGACUCUCGGGGGGUUGUUUUGGUUUUUUGGGUUUUUUUCCUGAGCUACCUGGACUUUGGAUAGAACAAUCAGUCAUUGUUUUCCUUUUGGGCCUCCAAUUUUCUGCUUUUGCUGCAGCCUGUGUGUGUGGGUGUGUGCUUGGGUGUGUGUGUGCUUGGGUGAGUGUGGGUGGGUGUGAGGACUCACUUUUGGUUUUCCUUUUUUUUGUGUGAAAAUCUUUUUCUACAGGUUUUCAAGGGUUAACCAUUGUUUGCUGUACGAAUACUUCAGUGAAUUAUAUACAGUUUGAAUGAAAUGUUAUUUAAAAAAAAAAACCAAACUGUUGUAUCCCAUAAAGUUUAUUUUGAAUUUUGAACAGAUGAAUGUUUUUAAGUAAAAUAUAUGCAUUUCUGAACUUCAGCUUAACUUACAUUAUACUUCCUUUUUAAAGAGAGAAAUAGAGGAAGGCAGUAGACCCCAAAUUCCAAGCAGCACAUUUUGUACUGACAAGAUCAAAGAGUUCUUUACUACAAUGCAAGGUCACUGGUACUGAUAACAUGCUCAAAUCCGUGGAAUGGGUCAGCUGGAUUGGGUUUGGGUUUGGGUUUCUUUACAUUUCUAGAAGACAAGCUCAUACUUCAGGGUUGUUGGCUUUUCUGGGAAGGAGCACAUGGCUGCAGGAUCAGCAGGAAUAAGCUUUGCUUUCCUAGCCAGGAACUUGCUCAGCUAAUUGCUGAAGGAUUGGCUUGUUCAGGGGAGAGGGAUUUGCUGAUCACUGGUACCAGCAGAGCGACCAGUGUGGUGCAGAAUUAAUUUGGCAGAGAGCAGAAGGAGCUGCCAAGCAGUGGUUAAGGGAUUGCUUUUGUUCUGCAUCCUUUGCCUCCACAAAGAGUUAAGUGACUUCCAGAUCAUCUCCACAAAGGAUCUGCUGGGAGCAUGAAGUUGGGGGAGGGAUGGAAAAACCAGAGCUUUGGUUUGGUUUUGUUUUCUGGCUCAGCAGUGUUGCUGCAGAUCCCUGUACAUAGGCAGAUACACACUUGCAUGGAUUUAGAUUCCUGGAUAACAAGGAUGGGGUUGGACUGUGAUGGGGUUGGACUGCACCUGGAGGCCUUGACUGUGCCUGGGAUUGUGCCUGGAAGUGUGGAGAAGCAAACAUGAGUGCAGACCAAGACUGUGGGAGGCUAGGCUGGAAUGGGAGAGCCCAGGGCUUUCCCAGGCAGGUGUGCCUGGAGCAGCAGGAGCCUCCUCAGGGGUGCAGUCCAGGGCUCUGGGCCCUUUGGGGUUCAGUUUAGCCCGUGGUUAAGCCAGACUCUGCAGGCACUGUAUUUCCACAGCACUAACAGGCACUAGGGAUUGCAGCCAAUGGCUUAAACCAAAUCUUUCUUCUCCCACACUGAACUUUAGGGGGGCUGCAGCAAGAAGAGAGGUCUGUAACUUUGCUAACCAAUUUUGAUAAGUAUCUAAAUCUUCUGUUUCUGAUCAGAAGGUCAAAUUGUGACAGCCUUACUUUUUUUCCAAGGUAACUACUUGUGUCAGAAAAUGUGACCACAGUUUGGCCUGGAAUUUGAAUGUGCUGUGUAUCAGAUAACUGUUAUCACUUGGUUGCAAAGGACAAUAUCUACAUUUCGUGUAACUUCUUUCACUCUCAAAGACAAAUAAAAGUGAGCACCUGACACUUUUUCCCCAGGCAUUGCAGUAAGUGACUGGCAGUUUUUUAAUGUCCUUCUGCAAAUUUUUCACGAUGGACUUUGGGGGUUGAACAAAAGGGAAAGUAAAAAUAUGUGAGAACUUGUUAAAUCUCAGUACCUCAGAAGCAAAAAGUCUUGUUCAUAAAAUUGAAUCAAAUAUAUUUUUACCUGAACUGAGAAGGAGGUUCUGAGGCAGGUGUUGUAAGUGCAGAAGUGUCCAAUGUGCUCUGGUUGCACUCCUGUGUUUGUUUAGGAGCUCAAGUUCUUCUGUAUCUCUUCUCUUCCUUCACCAACUCACAUUUCUAAAAGCAAAUCUGAGUUUGAUUCUGUAGAACUUCGGUGCCUAAAGGUGUUCAGAAAAAAGGUGAGUAAAAGUAUCUCUGUACAAGUUCUGAGGUGGUUUCCUACAGUUCUGCCAGAAAAACUAAAAACCAAUGCUCAGACAAUCUCGUUGCUGCAUGAGAACAGUUGAAGUUUUCCACAGGUAUUGAGAGGACAAACUGUGUUGGAUGAGGACAUUUUUACAUUCAGUUAAGCUUUGUGAAUAAUUUUUGAUGUUGCUAUAGGUAUGUACAAAAAGAAGAAUACUGUAAAUAAAGAGAACUUUACCAGAA
Pseudopipra pipra is the source of this 4674-nucleotide messenger RNA. RefSeq names its product armadillo repeat containing 8 (gene ARMC8). NCBI's taxonomy places the organism in Eukaryota, Metazoa, Chordata, Aves, Passeriformes, Pipridae. Gene Ontology annotation, biological process: proteasome-mediated ubiquitin-dependent protein catabolic process. Gene Ontology annotation, cellular component: GID complex. The record is from RefSeq and is a predicted model, not a curated record. Gene Ontology annotation, molecular function: protein binding. The transcript has 23 exons. The coding region runs from base 112 to 2193 and encodes 693 amino acids.